Molecule: messenger RNA, 4122 nt
Organism: Tuber aestivum (summer truffle)
Lineage: Eukaryota; Fungi; Ascomycota; Pezizomycetes; Pezizales; Tuberaceae
Source: the annotation of a GenBank genome assembly
GCCGUUUGUCAAUCUUCGUUUCUUUUUUUUACACACUCCUCCUUUUGUCACUUUUUUUUUUCUUUUUCCUUUUUCUCCCCCUUGUCGCUAUUGCGUGCUUGCGGACACACGCAGGAGAGUUGGUAAUCACUUGAUAUGGAAAGUGCGAGGAAUAAGGCGGCUCGGAGGGUCUAGAAUGCAUCGCAAUCCUGGGGGUUUUCUUUUUCUUUUUCUUUUUCUUUCUCUUCCUCCUUUUCCUCCCUUCCCUUCACUUCUUCGAAAAAUCAAUUGUCUUUUCCUCAAAUAUUUUUUCUUUUCUUCCCAUCACUUUACUUUUUCUAUUCCCUCAUCUACAAUUUCUUUUCACCUUUUUUCCACAAUUGUCUGUGUUGAGCUGAGUUGAGUUGAGUGGGUGUUCUUCUCGUUGCUUGGAACCCGGGAACCUUCAAUAAGAUGUGGGGGUCUAUAUUUAGUCUGACUGGCUGGCAUCGUCUGGGAUGGGAUGGGAUAAGGUGCUUGGAGGUAUUGCUACUAUACAAUAGUGCCGGACUAGCACACGUCCACCGGUGGUCUAUUUAUUUUCUCAUUUGGCUUGCUUGCAGUGCUGUCAGAUCAGGUGGUACAGUACUCUGAUAUGAUAUACUCGAGUACGUAUAGUGCUCUACAAUACCGAAAUAACUUUACUGUAACGUCCUAGGCAGAGUAGGGGGGUCGUUGCUAAAGAAUUGAAAGGAAAUGGAAAAGAAAUCGCGCUACAGUGGAGUUUUUUCAUCAUUUCCCUCCCCAAUUCCUCUGGCCUGUCCCGUUUCGUGAUGUAUACUGUAGAGCCCAGUCCACCCUAUCUCACUUCCUUCAUCCAUUCCUUUGGCCAGUCCACCUUGUCCUUUCGUUCAUUGUGAGUGUCCUCAAUCCAAUACAACAUACUAAAUCGCAGCGGCCAAGCCUUGAGCACAAUGCUGCAGGAUGCUAACACUUGUAUAGCUGGCAGGCAGUCACGGGGGAUGGCGUGAUACCCCAUGAAGUCCUUCUUUUUUUUUUUUUUUUUUUUCCCCUUUCCUCCUUUUUACGUCCAGCCCUACUCGAGCACGGUUUGGAUCAUCGUUAUUACCGCUUUGGGAAGUGGGUCUACUGCUUACUGGGCCAGGGUCGUCUUGCCGAUUGCGGGUAGGAAUACAUUAGGAAUACCGGUACUGUGCUACAUUGACAAAGGAUAGCACCCGCACUCCCAUUCGUUGGUUGGUUGGCUAGGACGAAGGGAACCGGCAUAAACAGCACCGGGUUGGAUUGGAUUCUGAGUGCAGGUGGGGUGGGAUAUGCAUAUAUGGUACUACGGAGUUGAAGGAGAAAAGGUCACUCGAGGGCUUCCUCUUUCCUUCCUUCCUUCCUUCCUUACCCCCUUCCUACUGUAUCUUCCUACCAUACAAGUACAUGCAUGUUUGCGUGCCGGGUCGACCUGACAUCACUGCCCGAGCUGGGGAUGCUUAAAGGGGUUCGGCCCCCUUCCCUUCCACUUCCCUUCCCUUCCUCCCUUCCUCCCUCACUCACUUUCCGUCUAGGUCUAUGAUAGGAAGUUAUUAUCCGCUAUCAUACCAAGAUAGCAUAGAGGCACAAUACCCUGCUCGUGCAACCCUGCUUUUCGAGCCCGUUUGCUAGCGCCAUACUUCGUCCGCUCUUCGUUCGUUCGUUUAGGGCAAUCCCGUACAUACCAGGAGCCAUAGACAGGCCACCUACUUACCGACAAACCGGGACCUCGGAGGAGCAGAACGAGUCAUACAAGUACCGUAGAGCCGAUAUAUACCCUCCAAUACCCCUCCCCCAGCCAUCAAUUUCUCAUAGAUACUCAAGUGCAAUCAUAUACAACUAGGACGAUGGGAAUAGUGACGGUAGAGCGACCACCGUCACCGCCCUCGCCGCCUUUCCCCACCAGAAAUAGUCCAGUGGUGCUUCCACAAACCAACAAUCCAAAGCUCCCAUGGCUCGUGCAGAAGUUUGGUGGAACGAGUGUGGGGAAGUCGCCGCUGGGGGUUGUGGAGGCUGUCAAGUACGUUCCGCGUGCUUGCUCAACCCCCACCAGUUACAGGAGGAGUGGGCUAAUCGGAAGCAGAAAGUAUUUGCCAACAAACCGCGUGGCGGUAGUCUGCUCGGCAAGGAGUACGGAGAGCAAAGAGCUUGGUACGACCAAUCGGUGAGUCACCUCCAGUUGAAUUCUAUCGGAAUCAAGCCAAUAUAUAAGCCAGGCUAUUGCGGGCAGCGGAAGAAGCUGUAAACGUGGAGUCGACCGAGUGGGCGGAUAUUAUCGACGGUAUCCAGGAAGCGCACAUCGCAGCGGCCAGGGAUGUUAUUAGGUCCCGAACCAUGUCCGACGAAUUCAGGGCGAAGCUGAAGAGGGAGUGUGAGGAUUUGAAAGGGUUUUUGGGGGCUGCGCAGGUAUCUCUAUUAAUUUAAUUGUUCACUCAUCUCCCUCAUGCAAUCGGUAGGGGAUUGGAAGGUUGACGAAGGCGGGGAUAGAUUAUCAGUGAAAUCAGUCCCAAGUCGAAAGACGUUAUCAUCGGUGUUGGGGAAAAGUUGAGUUGCAUGUUCAUGACGGCGGUGUUGCGGGAUCGGGUAUGUCCAUACCUUCCACCCCGGAGCAAUAAUGCGAGCUCUAUAACUCAACCAACAAACUUGCAUGCAGGGCAUCGAGGCAGAAUACAUCUCACUGGAAAACAUCCUCCCAGCCCACCACCCCUCCACAUACACCACCAGCAGUAGAGCCCUAACCCCACCCUUCUGCGAAACCCUAACCACCCUGUUGGAAUCCCGCAUCCGCCUCCUCCCCGCCCACAAAGUCCCCGUAAUAACAGGCUUCUUCUCACCCGUCCCCGGAAGUCUCCUGACUACCAUCGGCCGCGGGUAUACCGAUCUGUGUGCAGCCCUCCUCAGUGUGUCGGUGAAAGCGCAGGAACUGCAGGUAUGGAAAGAAGUUGACGGCAUCUUCACCGCAGACCCACGGAAGGUCCCCGCGGCAAGAUUAGUCCCCUUCGUCACGCCGGAGGAAGCUGCGGAAUUGACGUACUACGGGAGCGAAGUCCUUCACCCAUUAACCAUGGAACAAGUAGUCGCCGUCGGGAUCCCCGUCCGCAUACUAAACGUCUGGAAACCAAGCGGUCCGGGGACCAUCAUCUGCGCCAAAAAGCCCACCAAGACCCUCCCCCUGACGUUAACACCCCCCGUCUCGGACGGCGAGGACGACGACGACGAAUACCUCGAAGGAGAAGAGAAGGAGAAGAAACUCCCAACAGCAGUGGCAAUGAAGAAAAACAUCCACCUCCUCACUGUUCACUCCAAUCGCAAGUCCCUCUCCCACGGCUUCCUCGCCAGUGUCUUCCAAAUCCUCGACCAGCACCAACUAACCAUCGACCUCAUCAGCACUUCGGAAGUGCACGUAUCACUAGCCCUGCUCAACACAUCCCCGCACGCUAUCGCCGCAGCGGUAGAAGCGCUGGAGACCUACGGUGCCGUCGACGCGCGCGGCGGACUGUGCAUCGUAUCGCUAGUUGGCCGUCACAUGAAGCGCAUGGUCGGUGUCGCCGGGCGGAUGUUUGCCGCGCUAGCCGAGGCUGGGGUUAACGUUGAGAUGAUUUCCCAGGGCGCCAGCGAGAUUGGCAUCUCGUGCGUGGUCAGGGAGGAGGUUGCCGUCUGGGCUGUGAAUGUUUUGCAUGCGAGGUUAUUUUAGUAGGGUUUUUUUCUCCCCCGCCGGGGAGGGGACGACGGGCUCUGUUUCGAACUUGGAUACCCGGGGUGAUUAUUUCCCUCACUCGUAUUGUGGGAUUAUUAUUAUUUAUUAUUUCUUCUUUAUUCUUCUUCCUCUUCCCCUCUUUUGGGGGCUACCGGUACUAUCUUUUUUUGACUGGUUUAGCCUGUAUCAAGUCUGAAAGGUCAAAAGGUUUGGGGCAAAAAAAAAGGGGAGUUUUUUUUGAGUAAUUUUGUCCUGUCAUGUCAAGAUUAUACGACGCCAGAAAUAAAGUAUGAUAUCCUAGACAGCACCAUACCGGUACCUCCCCCCCCUCUCGAGUUGAGCCCUCGUAAAGCGAGCAACCAAUCAUCACCCCAUAAGCAACCACAGAGGUUCCACUGCCACCCGGAGAAGCAGAGAAGAGGAAG